GGUGAUUUAGAAACCAAUUCACAGUGGAUAGAGGGAAACUGCACUUCUUAAGCUUAAAAACAGUAAUUUUCCAUGUGAUAAACUGAUGAAUGCAUUAUUAUAUUAUUAUUCAAAUUCAUAUUCAAUUAUUACGUUCAUACAAACUCAGUUUUUAUCUCUGUACUUUCAGACACAAACUCUGAAGGCUAUGCACUGCAUUCUCUCCUAUUUUCCGCAUGUGUCUCCCUCUCCAUAUUCACAUGUGAUGAUUAAGGAUUUGACAGGUUAUAAAAGGCUAUGAAAAUACUGUACUGUCUGUGUUUGUGCAAAAGGAACAGUCACAUUCUUUGCUGAAUUCCAACAGGCUGAUUUUACAUUUCUCAAAUUGAGCAGAUUCUGAAAUUCAAUCUAUUACACAAGGAAAGUAGGAAAGUAAAGAAGUGACCAAAAACAGGUCAUCAUUCUGUAAGCAUAUAUGUUAGUAUAUUUAUAUCAACCCAUUAGGCCACUGCAUUGAUAUAUUACCACUCAACCACAGAUCAGGCUGUUCAAUGCUACAAGUGGGCUUAGUACAAGUAAGUAGUAGCCUUGUUACUCGAACCCCGUACUCAGUGUGAAAAAGAUACUCAACGUUGAUUCUUUAGCUACGUUACUACAUUAAGUUACGUAACUUAACCAAGCUGCGACCCUGCCCACGUGUUUUAUUUUGAAAGUCUAACCGGACGUUGCAUAUUUAUUAUUGCCGCUUGACCCUGCACGUGCGGGCAGGACAGUACUGGAGUACAGUUACGUCUAUCCGAGCCUCCAUAACUUAUGUGAUAAAUUGGGAGUGAGGACGUGUUGGUAAAUCUGUGCAUUCUUCAUUCCUUAUGUCCUGUUCCUUGUGACCUGUGGCAUUCCUCUGUUUGUACUGGAGACGGCGCUGGGCCAGUACACCAGUCAAGGAGGAAUCAUGUGCUGGAGGAAAGUCUGCCCCUUGUUUGAAGGCAUGGGAUACGCCAGCCAAAUUAUCCUUUUCUAUGGAUGUAUCAGCUACAUUGUGAUUUUAGCCUGGGCUUUUCUCUACUUUUUCUCUUCCUUCUCUGGCAAGCUGCCAUGGGCCUCAUGUAAUAACACAUGGAAUACAGAUUCUUGUGUGGUAUUGAACAACUAUAAUGCCACUGCUAACUGGACCUCACCCAUGAAUGCUUCCUCGUCUGUAGUAGAGUUUUGGCAACUACGAGUGCUAAAAAUAUCCACCGGCAUAGAUGCCUUAGGAAGCGUACGGUGGGACCUUUCUUUAUGCCUUCUUCUGGCCUGGAUCAUCUGCUACUUUUGUGUCUGGAAGGGAGUGAGAUCCACAGGAAAGGCUACCUAUGUCACAGCCACAUUCCCCUUCCUCAUGUUGGGGGUGCUGUUUCUCAGGGGAAUGACACUUCCUGGAGCCUUCCAUGGCAUCAAGUACUACCUGUACCCCAAUCCUGCACGGCUCGCUGAUCCGCAAGUUUGGAUGGACGCUGGAACCCAAAUAUUUUAUUCCUAUGCUAUAUGUUUGGGAUGCCUGACUACACUUGGGAGCUACAACAAGUACAACAACAACUGUUACAGAGACUCCUUCUAUCUUUGCUUGUUGAACAGCGGGACUAGCUUUAUAUCUGGCUUUGCCAUUUUCUCAGUUCUGGGCUACAUGUCACAGAAAUCGGGCAUCGACAUUUCUUCAGUUGCUGAGUCAGGCCCUGGCCUUGUGUUCAUAGUCUACCCACAAGCUGUGACCCUUCUUCCAUGGCCUCAGGUCUGGUCCGUGUGCUUCUUCUCCAUGAUCAUCUUGUUAGGAAUAGACGGUCAGUUUGUUGGGCUUGAAAGCAUCAUGACCUCUCUAACGGAUGUCUACCCUUCCCAGAUCCGAAAAGGAUAUCGCAGAGAGCUUUUCCUGAUGCUGAUCUGUGCUAUUUGCUUUAUGUUUGGCCUGUUAUUGGUGUCAGAGGCUGGAGCAUACAUUCUGCAGAUCUUUGAUCACUAUGUCUGCAGCGGCCCCACUCUUCUUCUGAUGGCAAUCUUCCAGUCACUCAUUAUUGGAUGGAUUUAUGGUGCUGAACGCUUCAGUGACAACAUUGAGGACAUGAUCGGGUACAAACCUCUAUCACUGAUCAAGUACUGCUGGAUGUUUGGCACCCCUCUUAUUUGCAGUGGCACACUUGUGUUUUUGCUCCUGAGAUACUCCCCCUUGAAGUUUAACAACUCCUACGUGUAUCCUUGGUGGGCGUACUUGAUCGGCUGGUUUUUGGCCAUGUCGUCUCUUACAAUGAUUCCAGUAACCAUGGUCUGCAAACUAGUCAAAGGAAAAGGGACUCUCUGGCAGCGUCUCAAGACAAGUUCCAGACCUGCAGAUGACCUUCCAGUGAUUGCAAAGGAAAUGACAUGCAUCAGUGCCUCACUGCAUGUCCCUGAUGAUGGAAAAAUUUGCAAUUUGUAACAAAAUUUCAAUCAACACACAAAAUGGUAUAGAGCAGGUUUUUACUAUAUAUAGGUUUAUGGUGGUAUUUUUGUUUAUAUUUAUGGUGGUAGCAUUCAUUUCAGAUACUGAAUGUACAAAAUUCUACAUUGAGUUGCGCCCAAUUUAUACAACCCAAAUCUGUAAUUCCUCAAAACCUGAAGGACAACAAUGGUGUUUCUGCAUGAUUUAGCACCUUCACUACAAACGCACAAAUGAAUGCAGUGGAAAGUUAUUUAAACUCAGAUUAUAUUUAGGCUGUUAUUAAAGCAGUAAAUUUGAAAUAUUUCCGAUAACAUAAUAUUAGUGACUAAAUAAGCAACAAUCAAUUUUAGGGGGAAAACAGUUUUACCUAUUACUUGUUUAGAGAUCAACACUUAAAAACUAAAAGCUAAUCUACUUCAUCAGGAAGGAGGUAGUUUCAUCAGAUUUAAUGUCAUCACUUUGUCAACAUAAUCAAACAGGGCAUCAAGAAUAAAAACCUGAAUUCAGGGCAGUGUUUUGAUCUACAAGAUCCUCUUCAAUACAUUGCUUUGAAAAGACAAUUAAAGUAUUUAUUUGGAGCCUAACAUUGUGUAGAAUUUUGUCCUUUGUGCCCUGCAUUUUUUUGUCUUGCCUCUAUGUGACCAAGAUUGUUCUACAUUUUGCAGAAAAUAGUGUCUUCAUGUAGGACCUAUCACUCACAAUAAGAGGCUGGUAGAGAAAAUGGAUUUAUUUGGCAUUUAAAGGAAUAGUUUGACAUUUUUGGAGAUACACUUUUUCUUGAUUGAUCAAUUGUCAUGUCGGCAGAGUUAAUAUGAAACUACAGCCAGAAGCUGAUUGGAGAGACUCAUUGGUGAAUUAGUGGUCUUUAGAGGUGCCGAAGGCUUCUUUUUAUACCAUUUCACAGAGCCAGGCUAGCUGUUUCAACGUUGAUCUUUGUCCUCAUUCACCUCUUCCGUACAAGGUUUCCCGUCACAUUCAUCUGUGAAGUAAUAUAGUAUGCGAUUACCAGCAUACUGUUCACACUUAAGUCUACUCAAUCAAGACAUGUCAUGUCAUCCAAGUCAUGUGACUGGAUCACAUGAUUGGGUUUGCCCAGUCUGAAGAGGUGUAGUGCCUUUUCAUACUCAUGUAUGAAAUUCAUGCUAGUCUAGUAUGCAUCCAGCCAGGCAUUUCUUGCGUACACAAAAUCCACAUUUGUGCAGUUGCAACAUACUCAAUUUGACAUCAUACUUAUGUUAGCAUGCGAUUAUACCCAUGUUCCUCCCCUUUGUUCUCCUCCUGUUUUUCAAACAGGCCAGAGCUGCAGUGAUUGUUAUUAUAAUAGACUUAGUCAUUCAUAUGAUUCCAUCAGUGGACUUUCUGUAGGUCCUCACACUAGGGCAUCAUCACCAUCGUUGCUGUCUGUGGUGUCAAUUUUCAGACACAAGUCUCAUUUAUUUUCUAUUCACUCAUCAAAUUGUUUUAUAUAUGCAGUGUAUAUUUUUUUUCAGCAGUAUAAAGUAUGGAGUAUUUACUUCCUCAGCCUGUUAAAUAAGUGUUAAGCUACUUGCUGCUUUUAAUUCCAUUUCCUUGGAUCACUAUAUUGAUGAGGUAUUUUUAUAUGACUUUUGUCUUCAUAUAUACAUGACUUUAAAUUCGAAUAAUAAAACACUUUUUGGGGCAA
Micropterus dolomieu (smallmouth bass) is the source of this 4097-nucleotide messenger RNA. RefSeq names its product solute carrier family 6 member 11a (gene slc6a11a). NCBI's taxonomy places the organism in Eukaryota, Metazoa, Chordata, Actinopteri, Centrarchiformes, Centrarchidae. Gene Ontology annotation, cellular component: membrane. The record is from RefSeq and is a predicted model, not a curated record. Gene Ontology annotation, biological process: sodium ion transmembrane transport. The transcript has 14 exons. Bases 932 to 2431 code for a protein of 499 amino acids.